Molecule: messenger RNA, 174 nt
Organism: Podarcis lilfordi (Lilford's wall lizard)
Lineage: Eukaryota; Metazoa; Chordata; Lepidosauria; Squamata; Lacertidae
Source: the annotation of a GenBank genome assembly
CCUAAUUCCACAGUGAGAACGUACCAAAACAGUAAAUACCGAGUGACCAUGAGUCCUGGCUUUAGUUCCCAGUGGAGCAGCAGCCAACCUCUUUGGAACACAUACACUUUCCCAAGGACAAGCUUGCACUACCAAUCCCACGCUAGCUACACCUACUGUGCUGGACACACUGCG